This is a messenger RNA of Ostrinia nubilalis (European corn borer), 1232 nucleotides long. RefSeq names its product MORN repeat-containing protein 3-like. The record is from RefSeq and is a predicted model, not a curated record. The transcript is spliced from 5 exons. Lineage: Eukaryota; Metazoa; Arthropoda; Insecta; Lepidoptera; Crambidae. The coding region runs from base 306 to 1061 and encodes 251 amino acids.
GGUAGUCAUUUUAUAGCUAUUUUUUUUUGUUUUUAUUUAUUCUACUAGAACUUGCUUCAUUUUUAUACCGCGUGUUAUCAACCGAUUUUUUUUGUUUGGUAUUACGGUAACGUAAUGUAAGAACACACUUGCUCAGUGUGUGUCUCCUGUGGUUCCUUGGAUCCGGGUUCUUUGAUUCUUAAAAUAAUACAAAAGAGUUUCAAUGACAUGGCGCACAACACUUUGCCGUGACAAUCGUGACAUGUUUCAAAAUAAUUUUAGAUGUUUACAAAUAAGUUAGCUUUACCGAUAUUUUAAAUUAAAUCAUGCCGUUUUAUAGGAAACCUAGGAACUUCACGCCGUUAUUAAUUGCUUCCGAAAAGAAAGCAGUCAAGAACGGCUUACACCAUUCAAUAUUUACGUCGAGGUUUGAUAAAUAUGUUGGUGAAUGGAAUAAAGACUUGAAAGAAGGCAAAGGUUUAUUUCAUACAAUCACUGGAAAAUUGUACGAAGGAGACUGGUAUAAAGGUUUCAGACAUGGUUUUGGGACGCUCAGCCACAAAAAUCAAAAUGGAACCUAUAGUUUAGAAUACCGUGGUGAAUGGAUACGUGGCAAGCCAGAGGGGAUUGGGUGGCGGUACUAUGAGAACGGGGACGUUUACUUUGGCUACUGGAAAAGGGGCCAGCGACACGGGUAUGGCAAGAUGUGGUACAAGAAUGGAACAUUUUACGUGGGUUAUUGGAACAUGAGCAAGAGGGAGGGGCUUGGUAUGUUUAUACAGGAGAACGGCAACCGCUACGAAGGGCAUUGGGAGAGCAACAUCAAACACGGGCUAGGCCGGUUCUACCACAUGCACACGGGACAGCUGCAGGAAGGCUGCUGGGUCCACAACGUGUGCGUCAAGUCCAAGGUGUCGGACAUCAUCAUACGCCAGUGCUGCGAACGACCCACGGAGUAUUCCAUACCACCGGAAGGGCUACAAGAUUCUAGAAAAAUUUUAGAGGAAAGUGAAUUUUGGCUAAAUCAAAAGAUAGGUGAAAUAGAUAAAAAACUCAAAUUUUGUAUAGAUCAAAUGUAUUAGGUUUUCGGUUAACAAAACAAUUAAGUAGGUAUGUAUACAAUUGAAUAUUAUACAUAGGCAUAUUAUUAUUAUUAGCUAUAAAAUUGUAUGUAGACACUACUUAAUAUGAACAAAUAUGUCUUAAAUACUAAAUUUAAAUUGAUUUAAUACAAGUCAUUAAUAUAUCACAGA